Protobothrops mucrosquamatus (brown spotted pit viper) is the source of this 1631-nucleotide messenger RNA. It is a transcript of the gene CERK, whose product is annotated as ceramide kinase. Gene Ontology annotation, molecular function: kinase activity. The record is from RefSeq and is a predicted model, not a curated record. The coding region runs from base 1 to 1545 and encodes 514 amino acids. NCBI's taxonomy places the organism in Eukaryota, Metazoa, Chordata, Lepidosauria, Squamata, Viperidae. The transcript is spliced from 13 exons.
AUGCCACAUGGUGUCCUGUCGCUGGUGGUGGCACUGGUGCGAUGUGCCACAUGGCCUGCCGCAAAGAGCUAUGCUGUGCCCAUUUCUGAGAUCAUUGCUGUUGAGGAGAAAGAAAGAGAGGGGAAACAAUCUCAUGCUGGAAGAUGGCAAAAAAUGGCAAAGCCUCAAGCAUUCACUGUGUAUUACAUAAAGAGGGCACAGCAUCACCGCUGGCGGUGCAGCGAAGUGACUUUCUGGUGCAUUGAUGAACAUCUGUGUAAUCAAUGGAUAUGUACACUGAAAGAACUACUUGAUUUACAGACCUCCAGACCAAAGCGCUUGCUUGUAUAUAUUAAUCCACAUAGUGGAAAAUCACAAGGAGAAAGAAUAUAUGAACAAAAAGUGGCUCCGUUGUUUAGUCUGGCUUCCAUCGCGACUGAUGUUAUAGUCACCGAACAUGCCAAUCAUGCUAAGGAUAACUUACUUGAAAUUCAUCUAGAAAAAUACGAUGGUGUUGUUUGUGUUGGUGGGGACGGAAUGUUCAGUGAAGUGAUACAUGGUCUAAUUGGAAGAUCUCAGAAGGAUUCGGGCAUAGAUCAAAAUAAUCCCAAAGCAAAAUUAGUCCAAUGCAGUCUCAGGAUUGGCAUAAUUCCUGCUGGUUCGACCGAUUGCAUAUGCUAUGCAACAGUCGGCAUCAAUGAUCCAGUAACAUCUGCAUUACAUAUCAUUGUGGGAGAUAAUCAACCUCUGGAUGUUUGUUCAGUACAUCGCAAUAAUACAUUUCUGAAAUACUGUGUAUCACUAUUGGGAUAUGGUUUUUAUGGAGAUGUAUUGAAAGACAGUGAACAGAAACGCUGGAUGGGCCCUGCCAGAUAUGACUUCUCAGGUUUCAAGACUUUCCUCUCCCAUCAUUACUACGAGGGAACAGUAUCUCUUUUACCAGCAGCACAUGCCAUGGGCUCUCCAAGAGAUAAGAAACCCUGCAGAACUGGGUGCCGGAUUUGCAAGCAAAGUAAACUACAGCUGGAGAAACAACAGAAGAAAACGGAAAAGGAGAUUAAAAGGGAUGAGGAAGGAGAAUGGAAAGUUAUUAGAGGGAAGUUUCUAGCCAUCAAUGCUGUAAAUAUUAGCUGUGCCUGUCCACGGAGUCCUAAAGGCCUUUCACCAGCUGCUCACCUGGCGGAUGGCUCUGCAGACCUCAUUCUAGUUCGUAAAUGUUCCCGAUUAAAUUUUCUAAGAUACCUCUUAAGGCAUACAAACCAGCAUGAUCAGUUUGACUUCAGCUUUGUAGAGGUUUAUCGGAUUAAAAAGUUUCGUUUUACAUCAAAGCAUUUUGAUAAUGGUGACAAUGACGACCAGGGUAUGCGGAAAAAACACUUUGGUCAGUUCUGUAGAGACCACCCAGCUUGCUGCUGCCUUCCCCCCAGCAGUACCUGGAACUGUGAUGGGGAGACCCUGGAUUGUUCAACUAUUGAAGUCAAAGUUCACUGCCAAUUAAUUAAACUCUUUGCAAGAGGAAUAGAAAAGAAUCACAAACCUGAAUCACCUUACAAGCAACUUACCUGAGCAGUUAAUUUAAGUCAACACUGCAAGAACAUGAAGGAAAAAAGGCAACAUACAGACAAGCAUUUCUGGCAUGUUAAUAAAUGUUU